Molecule: messenger RNA, 3059 nt
Organism: Hemibagrus wyckioides
Lineage: Eukaryota; Metazoa; Chordata; Actinopteri; Siluriformes; Bagridae
Product: mucin-2-like
Exons: 11
Coding region: 147-2873 (908 amino acids)
Source: RefSeq, a predicted model, not a curated record
CUGAAAUCGAAACUAAAGGCUUAUGCGUGUAUUUUUCUCUCCGCGACUGGAGACGGAUUUGUGUGUGUUCAUGCAACACUUUACACAUUAUUGACAUCUUCCUGGUUUAUCUGAAGCUUUCUGAGCAAACAGUGUGAUCUUCUGCCAUGAUUUCAGCUGUAGCACUGAGAUGGAUUUUACUGUUACUUUAUUCAUCUCUCAGCCAUCAGACUUCUUCUGAUCAGUUUACAGUGAAGGUUCAGUCUGAGGUCUCAGGGCGGCUUGGUUCCUCUGUGUCUCUUCACUGUGCUCUUGAUAACAACAUGGAUGCUCAACCCCUGGAAGUCCGCUGGCACCGUCCCAAAAUGCAGAACACCCCGGUUCUGCUCUACAAGAACAGACAGAUCCAGAAGAGUCGUGUAGAUGUUCGGUACCAGGGCAGAGCGUUCCUGUUAGGAGACCUGGAGAAAGGAGACGUCUCUCUGAAGCUGGAGAACCUGACGCUAGCAGACAGUGGAGACUAUGUGUGCCAUGUGAGCAGUGAUAACUGGUACGACAAGGCCACGGUGUCCCUCAGAGUGAGAGCAGUGGGAUCCACUCCUGUUAUCUCCUUAAAGGAAGCAGGCGAAGGCCAGGUGAACAUUAGCUGUAAAUCACAUGGUUGGUUCCCAGAGCCGUCAAUCAUCUGGACAGAUAAAGAAGGGAGAGAUCUGAAACAUCUCAGCACAGACAUCUUCACCACCAAACCUGAAGGUACUGUAGAUGUGAGCUCAUGGCUGAUUGUGUCUCCCUCUGAGUCUGAGUGGAUCUCCUGCUCUGUGGGUUUGUCUGAUCCGGAGAGAAAAGACAGCAGAGUGACGUUAUUUGUCCCUGCAGGUGGAAGAGAAUCGUUGAAUGGAUACUUCAUUGCGAUGCCCAUUCUGCUGCUGUGUGCUGCUGCUGGAAUUGCAGUGUUUUUCCUGCUACGUAAAAAAGGUCUGAUUCUCUCCAAGAAGAAAGGGGCGAAAGAACCAGGAACUCCAUCAGAAACUGAACCUCUGAACAUGGCCCAUGUGGAGAAUCAGGAUCAGAAUGAAGAUACAUCUGAUGGUCCAGUUCUUCAUGCUGUGGUUGUAGCAGAAUCCAGAGGAGAGCAGAGAGGAACCAGCUCCUUCUCCUUCUCAGGUUUCUCCACUGAUGGUUCAGCCACGGACAAACCAAACCUCACUGAGUCCUUCUCAGAUCUCAGACCUGAUACCUCAAAUACCACACCCACUGCCAUCCCCUCAAAUACCAUACCCACUACCAUCAGAUCAAAUACCACACCCACUGCCAUCCCCUCAAAUACCACACCCACUGCCAUCAGAUCAAAUACCACACCCACUGCCAUCAGAUCAAAUACCACACCCACUGCCAUCCCCUCAAAUACCACACCCACCGCCAUCCCCUCAAAUACCACACCCACUACCAUCAGAUCAAAUACCACACCCACUACCAUCCCCUCAAAUACCACACCCACCACCAUCCCCUCAAAUACCACACCCACCGCCAUCCCCUCAAAUACCACACCCACCGCCAUCCCCUCAAAUACCACACCCACUGCCAUCAGAUCAAAUACCACACCCACUACCAUCCCCUCAAAUACCACACCCACCGCCAUCCCCUCAAAUACCACACCCACUGCCAUCCCCUCAAAUACCACACCCACUGCCAUCCCCUCAAAUACCACACCCACUGCCAUCCCCUCAAAUACCACACCCACUACCAUCAGAUCAAAUACCACACCCACUACCAUCACCACAAAUACCACACCCACUGCCAUCCCCUCAAAUACCACACCCACUGCCAUCCCCUCAAAUACCACACCCACUACCAUCCCCUCAAAUACCACACCCACUACCACCCCCUCAAAUACCACACCCACUACCAUCCCCUCAAAUACCACACCCACUACCAUCCCCUCAAAUACCACACCCACUGCCAUCCCCUCAAAUACCACACCCACUGCCAUCCCCUCAAAUACCACACCCACUGCCAUCCCCUCAAAUACCACACCCACUACCAUCACCACAAAUACCACACCCACUGCCAUCCCCUCAAAUACCACACCCACUACCACCACCACAAAUACCACACCCACUGCCAUCACCACAAAUACCACACCCACUACCACCACCACAAAUACCACACCCACUACCAUCCCCUCAAAUACCACACCCACUACCAUCACCUCCAAAGCCACUUCUGCUAACACCAGCACAAAUGGUAAACCUGCAGCCACCAUUCCAAAGCCCAUUACCAUCACCCCAGAUCCCACACCUACUACCACCACCUCAAAUACCACACCCACUACCACCCCCUCAAAUACCACACCCACUACCACCCCCUCAAAUACCAUACCCACAGCUGCCCCCACCUCAGACUCCGCCUCUGUCACAACAUCUGCAGGAAGUUUCAGCUCAGGCAAAACACAUCCUACCACCAAUACUGACAGAAGAAUACUACAGGCCAAAAGGAGAAGGAGAAAAGAUGCAGCAAAUAAAACAGGAAACUCUUCUGGUAAAGCUGAAGGAGGAGAAACCAUUACAGAGAGUUCAUCAAAGAGGAAAAGAAAGCAAACUCCGGAAAGUCCAAGGACCACAAAGCGUCUCUAUAAGGAAGAAGGAGAAAGAGAGGACAGUGAGGUGGGUGUGGAUGAACCUGUCCCAGAGGAUGUGGAGAUGAAGACAGAGACGGGGACAGGGAUGGAGAACUAUGAAUCCUGUCCUGAGCAUAUGGAGAUGAAGACAGAGACGGGGACAGGGAUGGAGAAUAAUGGUUCAUGUCCAGAGGAUGUGGAGAUGAAGACAGAGACGGGGACAGGGAUGGAGAAUAAUGGUUCAUGUCCUGAGGAAAAUGGAAUGCAGUGUGACUGAAGUUUAUUGUGUUUCAGCUCUUCAGCGUAUUUCUGAUUAUUUUAUACUGCAGAAAAGUUUUUAUGUUUUUAUUUACUUUAUUAUUUUUACUCUAAUACUGUUUAUAUUGUAAACCUGUGAUGUUCCAGCUGUUGUGUUUAUUGCUGUCUGUUAGAUAUUAAUAAAAAUCUUUGAAGAUAAUUUUAA